GUUUCUGUAGCUGAAAGGAGCUAGCGCUCAAUCCCGGUUCUAGGGUUGUUGCCGAGCGCACGUCGGUGCUGACGCGGAAACCACCGCACAGUCUCAAGCAUAUACAGUCACUCAAAUAUACUCAACUUGAACCCAGGGCAAUGCAGCCCGCGGUCGCGGCUUCUUCUGCUGGGCUGGUGGCAGCGCUGGCCCGGGCCCUCACGGGCCAUGCGCAGCCGCCAACGGCGGGUGCCGACUCAUCAUCGGUGUCAACGUCGUCGCCCAGCGGCCCCCAACAAGCUGCUGUUGCCGGUGGCGGUGAGCCCGUGGGUGCCACCGGCAAGCCCGGGGUCAGCGGCUUCAGUCCGGCCGCAAACACAGCGCGCAACACCGUGCAGGCGGGGCUGCAGUCCGCCGGCAAUAGCGUGCAGGGGGGCUUGAAGGGGCUGACUGAUGCCGCCGAGGAGCACGGGUCGCGUACGGCGCGGGGCAUGGGCAUAGCCGCCGGCAUUGGUGGCAUUUUUGCGUUGGCGUGUGUGGUGGUGCAGUGGUACCUGCAGUCGCGUGGUGGAGGCAGUGCGGCGGGCGGCCGUGGUGACAUCAACGCCGCCAUCAUCAGCCGGUUGCUGUCGGCACCCCAGGGCUACACGGUGGCGGAGCCCGAGGACCUGGGCGGCCGGCUCCUGGCCACCGCCGCCGCCACCGGCCGCCCGCUGCAGGAGCCCAAGACAGCCACCGCCGACGCCAUCACCACCGCCGCCGCCGGGCAGCAGCAGCACGCCUCGGCGCAGGGUGCAUUUAACGGUGGCAGCGGCGGCAACGGGGGCAGCGGAAAGUAGUGGGAGGUGGAUGGUGGGCGCGGUGGCGGGCGCAAGCGGGGCGCACACUUACGGUAGUCGGUCAGUCGCGGCGAGGCGGCGUUGAACGAUUAGCCCAGAGAGUCGUGGAUGGCUGAGACGUAUGCGGCAGUCUAUCUGUGCCUCUGUGGCCUAGGUGUGUGAUGGGACAAUAGCAAGGCAAGUUGAUAAAGUCCCGUAGGGUGCAGCUAAUGUGGCCUAGGUAGAAACGAGCAAGGGGAGAUGCGCGAUGCGCUUGUGGGCAGUGGGGUAGUAAGGGGCACGUGGGGUAUUCAUGCCGAGAUAUGUGCGUGGCACAGUUGCUUGACAGUUGCUUGUUACUGUUGGACUUGCUGAGACAAUUGCUCAGGCCGGCAAAAAUACGUCUUACUAGGGCGACUACGUGCGCCUUCGCAACCUAGCACCCUACCAAUCUAGAGCAUUCGCAUCUUUAGAGCACUGUUUUUGAUAGGGCGCCACGCACGCGGGCCAGCUAGGCACUGAUCAGGCGGCAGUUGAAAGGCGUUACUACUGCUGAGAGUGGGCAGGCAGGCAGGCAGGCAGGUGCACUGUGUCGCAUGCCAUUGUGGGCUGGCAUGCCUGUUGCAAAACAUGCCUGCAGCGGGUGGGGUGGGGCGGUAUGUGCCAUGCACGAGGUGAGGCUGCCGCAUGGCUAGCUACAAGAGCGCAGCGCCGGCUCCAUCUAUACUGGCGCUGCUCUUUUUGUUACUCCCUUUUAUUAGU
This is a messenger RNA of Chlamydomonas reinhardtii, 1559 nucleotides long. RefSeq lists its product as uncharacterized. The record is from RefSeq and is a predicted model, not a curated record. Lineage: Eukaryota; Viridiplantae; Chlorophyta; Chlorophyceae; Chlamydomonadales; Chlamydomonadaceae. The transcript is spliced from 4 exons. The coding region runs from base 141 to 818 and encodes 225 amino acids.